This is a messenger RNA of Synchiropus splendidus (mandarinfish), 8863 nucleotides long. RefSeq names its product GRAM domain containing 1Bb (gene gramd1bb). The record is from RefSeq and is a predicted model, not a curated record. Gene Ontology annotation, molecular function: sterol transfer activity; sterol binding. NCBI's taxonomy places the organism in Eukaryota, Metazoa, Chordata, Actinopteri, Syngnathiformes, Callionymidae. The coding region runs from base 2430 to 4700 and encodes 756 amino acids. The transcript has 16 exons. Gene Ontology annotation, biological process: intracellular sterol transport. Gene Ontology annotation, cellular component: endoplasmic reticulum membrane; plasma membrane; endoplasmic reticulum-plasma membrane contact site.
GACUCGUGUUCUUUUGCAACCCUGGUUCUCACUCAGUGGUUGUCGGAGUUUUUGGAUGAAGCAAAUCUCUCUCCCCCCACCUACCCCUCGCCUGCCUGCUUCUCAUUCUAACCUGUCAGUGCUGUUCCCACCUAACUGCCGCAGUUGAGAAAUGGCAACCACUCACCAAGGGCCUGCAGACGCUGCUCAACCGACUCCAGUGUAGUUGUCACUCAUAAUGCUCAUGAUCGUCUGAGGACAAGCUGUCAGGCUGCUCCCUGUUAUUUAAUAUGCACUACUCUUUAUUAGUUAGAUCACCAGGAACAGGUCUGAAAAUAUCCGUUGGAUGAUAGUGAUGAGAAACAAGGCUGUAGAAAUAGUAGAAUAUUUUUAUAAUUACAGUAAAGUGUCAUUUAGUAAGUUGUAAGAGAAAUAGUAUUUGACAUUUUUAACAGAAACAAAAAAUGAAAACUAUAGUUAUGAUGGAAUUAUAAUGAUAAAUAAUAUGAAAAAUAAAAUGAACAAAGAUAUAUAAGAAGUAGUCAACAGUAAAAUUCAUUAAUUUAACUAUAAAAUAGGUGAAUGAAUUUGAAUUCUAUGUUGUUUAAAAAAAGGAGUAACAAAGUUUAGCGCUUAAUGAAAAGAAUAAAAAAAACAUUUGUAAAAUGUAAGGUUAGGUGACUAUUACAAAAAAAAGUUUGUAGUAAUGAUUGCGAUACAUUAUUUGUAUUUUUCAUUCGUGGUCUCAAAUGGCUGAAUGAAGUCAAACAUGGCGUCCUCUUUUCAUCGUAUGACCUUAUAUGUUCUGGUGCAGCUCAGGCACAAACUUAAACACUUGAUGUGUUCUAGGUCCUUCCAUCGGCAGAUGAACCCUUUGGUGCAGCAGGUGGUAACAAGCACAGGCAGCUUCUGUACUCAGCGAAUCAACUAACAGCUCGUGGUAAACAACGCAGGGUUUUGAUUUUCUGCCACUGCGCUGUGCUUCCUGUGAACUAAUCAAAACGGGAAAUGGGCAUUUUGGCUGCAGGGUUUGGAAAUGAGCAUCGCAGCAGGACUCACUUAGGAGACCACCCUGAAGGCCUGCUGAGUUCACAGGAGGCUCAGAGGAGCCAGAAAGCACCUCUCACGUUUCCGCUGCUCCAGUCCUCUGCAGCAGCUCUGAUUGCUGCUCAAACUUUCUCAAACUGCGCUUCAAACUAUCCAAAUAGUUUUGGCGCGUGGGUUUCUAAAGCUGAUCCAUGAUCCUUAUUAUUUGCAGGUGAAUUUCCCACCUGAUCCCGUCUUUGUUUUCUUCAAUGUAUUUUGAUGAACGACUGGCUGCUGAUCCAUCCACUCUCACGCUGAUCUCCCCCCCGACUCUGCUCGCGUGUCCCAUCGGCGAUGCGCUUGCAUGUCAGGCAGCCUGUGCAUGUAUGAGUACUGUACGUGCACGUCACCAUGGCGAUGAUGACCUCCCAUGGCACUGAGACAGAGUGAUCGAGAAUCCAGUCCGUCCUCCUGUGAGUUCUGAGCCGGGUGGACGUGUGCACCAUGCAGUCUCUUGAAAAGCCUUUGCUUCUCAUCGACACCUCGCUGCUGCGUUACACAGAACAUGGCGCUUCACCAGAUGAUUUCCUGAUUAGCAUUAGAGUUGCUCUGCUCUCUGGUGCCGGUGCCGCUCCCUCCCGUCCCCGUCUGUUUGUCCAUGGUGUUAAUAGUUAACCUAAUAAAAGCUGCGGAUGCCGAGUCAACCUCCGCGCUCACCUGAAGCAACAAUGGCUUCUGUGUGAACGACACCACCAGACUCUGAAGCUUUUAAUGUUUGGAACAAAUAUACCACUGUUGCUGAGAAACUCCAGCCCUUCCCAGCUAAGUGGAAGAUCAACAGCGUUUCCACGAACCUGCAGCUGAAGAUGACCUAGUCACGUUUUUUUUCUUCUGGCAGACCAACAGUGGAGAAUCCUGAUUGUCUGCUGCUAAAUUGGUGGAGGCAAGCGUUGCGUGCCUGCUGAGAGCGAGGCAGGAGGAUCAAGUAUCAUAAGUUCAUGGUUGCAACCCCAGGCUGGGGAAGACGGAAAGAGAAGAACACGCCCACAUAUCUGUCACAGAUCAUCAUCCACACUUUCCCGUGCUAGAGUCUGAGCCAAACAAAAGCGAGCUGGAUGCUUUGCUCUCACAGAGGUAACUGGAGGUUAAACUCACAUCUGCUCGCCGUAAUUCAAUCAGUUGUUGAAACAGCCAGCCAGACUCCUCACAUAGUUCCUCUGGUCCUGGAGCCCGGCUGCUCGGCUCAAACUUAGCCAGCUCUGGUUGUUGUAAACAAGGUCGUUACAAGGCAGUCGGGGCUCAACAGCAUCGGACGCGCGGAGCUCACACACUCCCAGGGUAGAGGAGGAAGAGGGAAAAAAGGCAUGAUAAUAAAGCACUUGUUGGCCGGGGUUACUAGAGGGCAACGGCCGUAGCUCUUCUCCAUGUGUGUGAAAGGAAGAGAGGGAGUGAGAGAGAGAGAGGAGGACAGAGCGAGCGAGCGAGACGGGGAUCAUGUGGUUGGAGUGUGCUGCGUCCACUGCUUCACACUGAAACGCAGCAGCUCACCAGAAGGGAUCAUGGGAGAGGAUGAGGACUGCGUGAGCUCGGACUGGGAGUCGGUGCUGGAGCUGGACGAAGCCCUGGCAGGGUGGCUGCUGCAGGGUCCGUCUCCUGGGGAGUGGGGCUGGGAGUGGGGCUGGGCAGCCUCGGACCUGAAGGAGCCAGACUGGGACGCCGAGCAGGUCCCUGCUGUGCUGAGCCCCACGUACAAGCAGCGCAACGAGGACUUUCGGAAACUCUUCAAGCAGCUACCUGACACAGAACGCCUCAUCGUGGACUACUCAUGCGCUCUGCAACGGGACAUCCUGCUGCAGGGACGACUCUACCUCUCGGAGAACUGGAUCUGCUUCUACAGCAACAUCUUUCGCUGGGAAACGCUGCUGACGGUGCGCCUAAAAGACAUCUGCUCCAUGACGAAAGAGAAGACCGCCCGCCUCAUCCCCAACGCCAUCCAGGUCUGCACAGACAACGAGAAGCACUUUUUCACCUCGUUCGGAGCCAGAGACCGGACGUACAUGAUGAUGUUCAGACUGUGGCAGAACGCUCUGCUCGACAAACCGCUUUGCCCCAAAGAACUAUGGCACUUUGUUCAUCAGUGCUACGGCAACGAGCUCGGCCUCACCAGCGACGACGAGGACUACGUUCCCCCCGACGACGACUUCAACACCAUGGGCUUCAGUGAAGAGAUUCCCAACGAAGAGAACGAGAUCAACAACGACAACAUCUCCAAGAGCAGCGCCGAGGCCAAGCCUGACGCCAGCCCACCUCAUCUGCACAAGAAGGUCCAGAACAGCACCAUCGACCGCAAAGGCAACUACGAGCCUCCCAUCACGUUCGAGCUCCAAACGGAAGAAUUUGCCGACUGCCAAACAGACGGCGAGCUGUUAGCCGUGCCGCUGCUGGUGGACGAGAGGAACGAAACCAGCGGGUCUGGUGCUCCCGUUCCCUCGCGCUCACUGGACUUCAACGACAAUGAAGACAUCCCCACGGAGCUGAGCGACUCCUCGGAGACGCACGAUGAAGGAGAAGUCCAGGCUUUCCAUGAGGACCUGAACGGCCGGCAGCACAUCAACGAGGUCUACAAGUUCAGCGUGGACAAGCUGUAUGACCUUCUCUUCACGGAGUCCCAGUUCAUGAGCGACUUCAUGGAGCAGAGACGGUUCUCAGAUGUGGUGUACCAUCCGUGGAAGAAGGAGGAUGCUGGGAACCAGACCAGAGACAUCAUGUACACCAUCUCCCUCACCAACCCCCUGGCCCCCAAGAGUGCCACCGUGACAGAGACGCAGACGCUGUACAAAGCCAGUCAGGAGAGCGAGUGUUACAUCAUCGACGCCGAGGUCAUCACGCACGACGUGCCGUACCAUGAUUACUUCUACACUCUCAACCGCUACAUGCUCACCAGGGUGGCCAAGAACAAGUGUCGUCUACGGGUAUCAACAGAGCUCCGCUUCAGGAAGCAGCCGUGGGGCCUGGUCAAAGGCUUCAUUGAGAAAAACUUCUGGAGUGGGCUGGAGGAGAACUUCCGUCAGCUCGAGUUGGAGUUGUCCAAGUUGGAGGAGAUCCAGUCCGAGUCCCUCCAACUCUCCCCCAAGGCCAAAGUGGUGAAGAACUCGACGGUGCGACGGAAGAAGCGGCCGCUACCUCACCUGCGCAGCCAGCACCUGGACGAGGCCCUCAGUCCGGUUACCACGCCCACAGACGAGGAGGUGAUCCAGCGCAUCAAGCAGGUGGCGGGUUCCACGCAGACCCGGCACCAGGCUCCGGAGCACCAUCACCUGCCGGGGGGCCUGGCACUUUACAGCGUCUCCAAACUGCUGCUCAUCAUCAGCUUCGUUCUGGUGCUGCUGGUGUUCCUCAACAUGAUGCUCUUCUACAAGCUCUGGAUGCUGGAAUACUCGGCCCAGUCUCUGACCACGUGGCAAGGGCUGCGGCUUCAUGAAAGCAAACUUCCGCAAACACAAAUGGAAUGGGCCCAACUGCUGGAGGCACAGCAGCGUUACCAUGACGGCGAGUUGCAGAAGUGGAGGGAGAUUCUCAAGUCAUCCGUCGUGCUGCUGGAUCAGAUGAAAGACUCUUUGCUGAACCUGCAGCGAGGCAUUGGCCUGAGGGACUACAGCUCAGAGCCGGAGGAGAAGAGAAGUCGCUACCACUGACGCGCCCCCUGGAGGCCACAAGGGGAAACUGUGCAAUAUAGAGCUUGAUUGUUUGAGGAUAGAAUGCAAAGAUGCGGCAGGACGGCGGCGGGGACACGUGAGGAGGCGGCACCCAGGGUGGGCGCUCCAUCUGACACCUAGAGCUCCAGCAGCUCCUUCCUGCGCAGACAGGAAGUGAGGUGUCUGCAGUAUCACUGAGGGAUUGUGGGUCAGUUCUCUCCUCCCUUCUAAGUAGUAAGUGCAUCCUCCUGUGGGUGGAUGAAGAGAGAACUACUGCAUGUGUUUAGACGACUUAGCUCCCUCGGUCCGUGUUAUCGUGCUCACUUCCUGUCUGUGUGUCAGAACAAGCAGCGGAGGGCAGGUGCAGUCCACCAAAACAAGCCGGCGCUGGGGUCCAAAUCUAAAUGUCUUUCUACUCUCCCGUGACUGUUCCGGCCCCCGUGGUCCUCGCUGCAGCGUCCCCUUCACCGUGGUCCAACUGCAGUUUCACCUCCGCCCUGUUGUAAGCAGGAGGAUUGCCUUGUUUGCUUGGGAGCGCUCGGCGCCGGGGCGGGUUCCCCGGCCGACCCAGUCUGGCUCCGCAGUGUGAGACUGGUCGAAUGUAUUGGCAGCCCACGUCGACCACACAUAAGGGACCCUGCAGCCAGACCGCACUUCCUACUCCUUUGAUGACUUACCUGUGACUGUAUCACAAAUGUUUCCGGUUAGAAAGAAUAUAUUUGAAAUAUAUAUAACAAUAUUUCACUAUUUAAUAUAUAUAUAUUUCAAAUGACAUAGUAUUUAUUGUUCAUCGAUGUAGAUACGAUCAGAGAUCUGAAGCAGUUGAUUUUUAACUCUCAAAACAAGCGCAUGCCAGAUGUGUCUGCGACAUGUCCAGUGUGCAGCGGCCAUGGUGUUGGCGCACGCGUGCGUGCGCAGGCCAGCGCCUGCGGGUUCCACUCGUUUUACUGUCUGGCUCUCGCAGCCAAAGCGCCUUUUUCAAGGGUUAUGCAUCUGGAUGCUGCCUUGCAUUCCGCCACUCCACUGACAUCUCGUUGUACUGAUCCAAAUAUCUCUCAUGAAAAGAUGUGUCUUGGUUACCAAGGUGUUGGGUCCAGUGAUGGGCCGAUGAGGCUUCAUGAAACACGCUGCUUAUUAUCAGAGCUCAGUAGGUGGCGCUCUUGAUUUAUAAGCGAUGUGAGGUUUCAUUGAAAUGCAUGUUAGAGUCCAAAGAUUUUAGAGCAGAGAGCGCCAUCAAGUGGGUUAAGAAAGUGAGGAGACUGCUUCAUGAGGCCUCAUAAACUAGUGAUGAGGCUUCAUCAAACCAUGUCCUGAUUUUUAGAGCUCAGUAGGUGGCGUUCUUGGUUGAAAAAUGAGGUGAGGCUUCAUUGAAAUGGUUGUUUAAAUUCAAAUACUUGUUGGCACAGACCGCCACCUUGUGGGCUCUGGAAAUGAGGACAAAGCUUCAUGAAGCCUCGUCAUCACUGGCAACAUCCGUUCCAUUCAGUUGUGUCACCGUGGCUCGAACCUCUUGAGCCUUUUGGGGCGCGGGGUGUGGCGGGGGGAGCGCUGACAUGUUCUUCAAGCGCAUGUGAUUUCAAGUGUUUUUUAGAUUGAAGACAGAAAAAGGAGCCAAUACACAGUGAUUCAAAUAUUAAAGUUAAUGGCUGCGGAGUCGCAGUGACGACCAGCCGACGUCUUGCAUUAGGCAUGACAAAGAUUUAUUUGAAGAAUAUAUUUCAAUUAAACAAUAAGAAAAUGCAAGCAAAAAUGAAUUUUCUGUAAAAGAUUUUUUUCUAUGUAUUUGCACCCACUUCUAGUGUUUUUUUCCUCCAAUAUUUGGAGUUGUUCUGUGAUUCCACAGCAGGACCAACACCCUAAAUUCCUCCGUUCGCUCUCACAUUCUGGUUAAAUGGGUCCAAAGCUGUUUGAGUUGUUGAUGGAGAGGCUCAUAUUAACUUCAAUGGAAAAAAUAUCCAUAACUGUUUUUCAUCCUGCACGACUCCCGGCAUCAUUUCAAGUUGGUUAGACGUUUAAAAAACUAAAACAAAAUAAAAAAAGAGAGAAAGCAAAAGGACCAACGUGAUUGCAACGAAAUGAAACCAAAACAAGUGGAUCUUCCAGAGUUUUGACAUGAAGUAUUGAUCAGAUAUUAGUUGUAUUCAAUGUAUUUUUUAAAAAGAAACAAGCGCCGGCGGGCAGCACUUGCUGAGGUUGACACUUCCUGGUGUCCGGAGCGACGAGAAGCUGAAGCACUUUAUGGCCUUUUCAGGGACGGUGCGUUGAGACGAGCAGUCCACUUCCAAACAUUUGCUUCUUCAAUCUCAGUUUUGUCUGAAGGCAGCGAGUGAGUGAGGGGUGAAGGUGUGUGUGGUGAGGUGCCUGUAUCUGCUGCAGGCUGCACCUGCUGUGGCUUGGGAAGAAGGCGCCGCGUCGUGACGAAUGUGAGCUGCUGGAAAUGUUUUCUGUUUUAUAGAAAUCACUUUCACCCACUUGAAGACGAGAUUGUCGAGUCAUGAAAACGUGAUUACUGUUGCUUUACCUGCUCAAUAUUCAAAUCAUUCAAGUUUGAUUGACGUAUUUUUUUAUUAUUAUUCAAGCGUUGUUCGGCCUGGAAAAGAUGAGGGAUUUGAAAAGUUGGUAGGAAUGAACCAUUCUGCCACCGAUUUAUACCUAUAUAGAGAAUGACCAGACAUUUCAGCUGCUCACACGGAUGAUGGAACCAGUCAAGUUCCUUUGUAUCACACUGACUCAUGUGCGGGUGUUUUUCUGUUCCACUCUGUUUUUGUUUUUUUUUUAGAAAAUAUUUUGAUCUCUAGAGAUUUUCAGUUGAUUUAUACAAGAUAACUAUACAGUAGGUACAUGUUGCCUGCGCUGCGCGUAGGUCGACACUCGCCGAUGACUUUGCCUCAUAGAACGAAGAUCAAAGUGGCUUUCUGGUUCAUGUGACGUAGGGAUUGGACAUAAAAAAAUAAAAAUACAGAGUCGAUUCAGAUGUUUCUUGAUGUCAUGUUUUCACCUUUAUAACCCAGAAUCUUUUGAGCAAACUCAUGCUUCUGUGCAGGAACUGGUUAUUUAUGUACUGAUUUUCAAGAAGGUAAAUAAUUUUUAUAAAACCGGAAUCAACUCUCAGUAUCUUCAGGAUGACUUUCAUAAAACAGCUUUAUGAGAAAUGUAGAAAGGCUCUGGAGAGAGCUCAACAUGUAGAGAGUAAAUUGUAAACAAUGUAAAUAGCUGCGACAUUUUAUUUUCAAAUGUGAAACCUUCUGGAAUAAUAGCACUUUUAUCGAGACUUUAACAAAUAAGAAAUGUUUGACACGAUACAUGUCUGAUCGUAGAAUAUACAGGUUUGAUUUGAUGAACGAUUUCUGUCCGAAAAAAAAAACUGAAAAUAAAAAACAAAACAGAUAUUGUCAUUUUAAUAGAAUUCAAUGAAAAUAUCGAGUCCAAAUUUCGUCUUUUUAUAAAACCUAAAUUUAAAAUGAAAUUCCAGAUUUACUUUUUAAAUCAUACGUAUUGUUUUGUGUUUUGCAUAAUGUGAUUAAAUCUGUUCUGUUUUGACCUGACGACAGCUUGACGCUCUGCGAUAUUGUUUGGUUUGUCGGUUAAAUGGUGGGAAACUGUCCAGAACACGUGCGUGUCCUCACUUGAGACGCGUCAACAGUCCGGUCACCUCACAAUGAGCUGCCAUUUGCACUUUCAUCACUGAUCAUCACACUGACGCGCUUGUAGACUCCCUGCGUCAUCACACGCGCGUGCUCGACAAACGCCGAGCGCUGACGGAGGAACGAGGACGAGCAUCCAAGUUCGGCUCCAGCUAACGGUUUAGCAUCCGGAGCAGUUCCGUGGACUCGGAGGUUUCAGAUUACAAGUCUGAAAAAAUGUCUUUCUCACUCAAAUGAGCCAAAUAAGAAAUGAAAGGAAGAAAUUUAAAUAUUAAUAUAAUAUCCUGUGGUAUUUUCGGUGGUAAAACAACUCCCAGUCGGUUUUCUAAAUGUUUCCCGCACUUCAACUUUGCCGGAUGGAAAUUUCUCAACUGUCCUGAACGCAACAUCGGUCAUUCCACCGUCACGGGUUUUCGAAAAUGUCAAUUCCAACUUGGCAGGUUCAGUCUCAGCGCCACUUUUCUAUGUUUUUUUAGUUUUUUCCAAACUUUCAAACACUCGUUUCAGUCCAAGCGCUGU